Messenger RNA from Ceutorhynchus assimilis (cabbage seed weevil), 1553 nucleotides. NCBI's taxonomy places the organism in Eukaryota, Metazoa, Arthropoda, Insecta, Coleoptera, Curculionidae. The record is from the annotation of a GenBank genome assembly.
AGUUAUUAUCAAGGAUACUGGUUUUCUGAAAGGGCUAUUUAUGGAGACAGAGCUUAACAGUGACAAUGUUAAGGAAAAAGAGGCUAAACUUGCCUUUUUGACUAAGCUCAUUGAAGCUAUAAAGGUUCUUUCUAAAACAGACCUAAAAGUACGUCCAAGCAAAAUCGUUGCAGGCCUAGAACCUACUGAAACCAACAUUUUAUUGCAAACUAUUGCAAAAUGUAUUGAUAAAAAGAUCAGUUCCAAUGAAUAUGUGGCAAAAAUUAAUUCUGCUGAACCAACUGGUAAAACUGAGAAAAAAUCCAGCACAAAGAAAAGAGAGACUAUCAAAAAAGGGAGGAGCAUAGAAACUCCUAAAACUACUGACAGAGCUAAGGAAUCAUCUAGAAGCAAAGAAACAAAUAAAAAGGAUAAAAAGGUCAGCAAUAAGCCUGAGGAAAAAAGCCAGAAAAAAACAAAGGCCGAAGGAGAAACACUUGAAACUAAAAUAAGAGAAAACCACAAAAAUGAAGUUCCCGAUCCUUCUACUGAAGAUGAACCUGAACUUAUCAUAAAGGAGACCAUUAAUGAAGCAGCUGAGCCCUUAGUACAAUCUCCAAAAUCAACAGAGCCAAUACUGAAUCAAGAUAUUACCUCUUCUAAUGCGAUACAGCCUCUACCAAAUACAUUUUCCAAUGCUAGACAAAGUAGUGCAAACCUAAUCCGACCAAAAUCUGCGAGACCCAAAAGCGGAGACCGUGUCUUAUCCUCAAGAGGCCCAAAGGUGGAUGAAAUACGUCCUCAAAGCUCUUUACGACCACCAAGUGUCCGUCCAUCAAGCGCUAGACCUGGAGCUCCUAAGUUAAGGCCAGAAUCAGCAUUGGUUGGCACUAACAUUAAGGUCAUAGUUGAAAGUUUUGAUAGCAUGUUAUAUGAAGAUGGCACUGUUGUCAUAGAGAAUGCCCCAGAAGAAACCACUAAUGAAGAAUUAGUGAUUUCCACUAGUGAAAAUCAAGGUCAAUUAGUUGAGCAAAUUCUAGAGCAAAUUCAAGAAAAGGAAAAUAUUGUCAGAAGAGUUGAUAUCAAUUGGGAACAAGAUGGUUUACGUGGUAAGGAUGCCACAACCAAAGAAGUAACCCAAUUAAGAUCCCUUAUACAAUCUUUAACAAAAACAGCGAACCCUUUGGGCAAAUUGAUGAACUAUUUGCAUGAGGACUUGGACGUUAUGCACAAUGAGUUAAAAAUGUGGACCAAUAUGAAGAAGCAACUCUAUAUGGAGAUCGAGAAACAAAAAAAGUUAACUGUCGACUCCAGUAAGCCACUUCUAGAGCAACUGGAUCAAUUCAAACAGGAAGUCAAGAAACUCGAGCAGGAAAUUUUUACGGUACGAAGCAACGUUUUGAGAAAUGAGCAAAGAAUUUCGGAAUUUUUAGACAAAAAUUAGCAAAAAAAACUAUAAGGUAGCACCCCUAUUCUAUUUUUACACUGUUGUAGUUCUUAGAGUUAAUUAUUCCAAACAAGGAUUCAUAAGAAAAAAUGUGAUAUUGGAAAUAAAUGAAAAUUAGAUGUUUCAA